AUGGGUUGCGGAUCUGUAAAACCAGUGAAUGUCUAAGAAACAGAAUAAUUAAAUUCAUCGAAAAUUCAUUCAAGAACUAGUUCGAUUUCAGAAGGCCAAACAGAUAUCACCAAGUUAUACAGAAGAGGUUCUUUUUGGCUAUAAAAUAAUAGCAAACUAUCUCAUACAGAAUGAGAAAUACGAGCAAUCUACCUAGUUAUUAGAUCGAAUUUUAGAAACUGAUCCUGAUUUCGUGAAUGCUAUUUAUUCAAAGGGUUAGUCAUUCAAUUUAAUUUCCUUUUAGGUAUUGUUGAACUGUGUUAAAAUAAGUUGGAGAAGGCAAAGAAAUAUUUUCUAACUUCCCUUGAGAAAUAACCAAACCAUGCUCUUGCUCUCAAUGAAUUAGGUAUUUUCUAAUGUUUUAUCAUUCAGCUAGUUUAAUGAUCAAAGAAAAAUAGUACAAUGAAGCAUUAGGGAAUUUGGAAAAAGGAUUCCAGGCUGAUCCAAACAUACCAGACUUAAACUAUGGUUUAGGUACACUGUACAUUUUAAUCAAAAUCACCAGGCUAUGUUUUAGCAAGAUUAAAGCGAAAAACCGAGGCUAUCCAAUAUUUUGAUAUGGCGAUAAAAUAAGACCCAAAUCAAAAACAUUUCUAUGUUAGUAAAGCGACUACCUUAUCAGACAUAAAAUAAUUUGAUAAUGCUUUGGAAGCUGUUUAAAUAGCCCUGAAACUCGAUCCUCAAUAUAUUGAUGCAUAUUAAGUAUUAGGUAUCUGAUACUCAUUUACUAAAUUAGCAUAUAUAUAUCGCCAUUCAAAAUAAUAUGAUAAGAUGGAGGAAGCAUGUGAUGUAGUUCUUAAAUUUGAUGCUCAAAACAUAUAUGCAUUAAAUUGUAAACAAGAAAUCAAAAAAAAAAAUUAAUUAAAGUAACUACCAGUUCCAUAGGAGUCAAUUUCUGUUGAAGAUUAAUUGAAAGAAGGUUGAAUCUAAUAUUAAGAUUAUAGUAAGGAAUUUGCAAGUAGGUUAACAACACACUUAGGCUUUGAGUCUCCUAAACUAAAUUUUGGAAAAAGACCCUGUUCAAUUAGAAGCCUUAAAAUUAAAAGCAUAAAUAUAAAUUGAAUUAAAAUAAUAAGCAAGUUGUCUCGUAACCCUGAAUCAAAUUCUCAACAUUCAGCAGAAUGACUUAGAUGCAUUAAAAGAAAAGGGUAUCAACAUUCAUUCUAAUUGAUUUAGUGAAAAUCUUAGAAUAUAUGAACAAAAGCGAAGAAGUUUUGAAAUGCUAUGAUUUGAUCCUAGCUAAAGAAACAAGCUUUGAAUUAUUGGAGAAGAAAGGUUUAUAUCCAAAAUAUUUAUUUAGCCUCUACUUUAAUAAAAUUGAAUAGACUUUAAGAAGCAUCAAAGAUUUAUGAAUAUUUAUAAUCAUAAUCAAAUUAGAAUGUUUCAAAAAUCUUUAUUAUUAGAGGUAUACUAAAUUCUUAUUUAGGGAGGCUAUUUUAAGCAUAAAAAAAAUAUGAAGAAGCCAUCAUUUGUUUGAAUGAUGGAUUAACUAAAUUCCCUUAAAGCUUAGAAAUCUUAGAUUUGUUAGCAUAAAUGUAUAAAAUUACAAAGAAUGAACAAAAAGCACUUGAAAUUUAUGAAAAAAUAUUAACUAUUGAUGCAACCAAUGAAUAAUACUUAUAUGAAAAAGGUGUAUUAUAUUAUAAUUAUUAGGUUCUAUAUUAUUUAAUUAAAAUAACUAUAAUGAAUCAUUUGAUAUAUUUGUAGAGUUGAAAAAUAGCGAAUAUGCCCAAAAUCUUAAUUAUUACCUGGGAAUAUGUUACAAUUAAAAGAAAGAAUAUGUUGAGGCAUUAAAAUACUUAAAUUUAUAUCUUAAAAAUGGAAAGGAAAAUCUUGAGCAAGUCUAUUUCAUCGUAUUAAUAUUAUUAAGUGUAUAGUUAGGCACUGCAAAUCAAUAUUUAAUGAAAUUGGAUGAAGUCAUUGACGGCUAUCAAAAUUGCAUUAAUCAAAACGCUAAAAAUUCAGAAGCCUAUUUUCAACUUGGAAAUGUAUAUAAAUAAGACAAACAAAUCGAAGAUGCCCUAAAGGCUUUUGAAUAAGCAGUCAAGAUAAAUCCUUCAAAUAAAGUGUAUAAAUAAGCAUUAGGUAUUUAUAAAUUAAAUUGCGAUUAGAUAAUAUAACAAAUGAAAAAUCAUUCUUAUAAGAAUAUAGAAAUAGUCUCCUUUUUACAUUGAUUACAUUUAUUGGAUGUUGCUAACUCGAUCCAAAAUCUCCAGAUUAAGAUAAAAAGCAAAAUGAGAAAUAUUUAACUUUGUUAACUUUGAUGGAAGCUCAUUUAAAAAAAAGAUUCAAUACUUUAGAUAAGCACUUUGAAUAAUUAAAAGAAUUGAUUGGUAAAUCCUACGAUAUGAAAUUAACUUUAAUUGAUGACACUUUAUACCCUAUCAUGCAAUUUUGGCAUAAUCAGAAAAUCUGUAAAAAAAAGAAAGAUAAUAAUGAUUUGGUUGUUUCUAUGAUAAAUUCUGUCAAAUCUAUGAUUAAUUCAAAUAAUGAAAAGAUAUUAAGUACCAUUUAAAAUGAAAAAUCUCUAAAUAAUCGAUUUUGUGUUGAAUUUUUAUCAAAAUGCCAACAUGAAUCAUAUUAAAAGAUGAGUGGAAAUGCAGGUUUGCAAGAUGGAAUAAAAAUUCUGGGCUUCUUAAUUAAGUAUCAAAAAGAAUUCAAUUCAGAAACUAAAAGUUUCCCUGAAUUCAUUGCAAAUAAAUACUUAGCUGAUGAGAUAUAGAUUUUUCACGAUUCAUAUUACCGUCCAAUUGAUUGA
Paramecium octaurelia is the source of this 2797-nucleotide messenger RNA. The record is from the annotation of a GenBank genome assembly. NCBI's taxonomy places the organism in Eukaryota, Ciliophora, Oligohymenophorea, Peniculida, Parameciidae.